Messenger RNA from Adineta ricciae, 399 nucleotides. The record is from the annotation of a GenBank genome assembly. NCBI's taxonomy places the organism in Eukaryota, Metazoa, Rotifera, Eurotatoria, Adinetida, Adinetidae.
AUGACAAGUACUGAUAUACCCAAAAGAUCUCCUCCGAUCGAAGAACUCAAAUGGGGGUUUAUGAAAGUAGAAGGAUGUCCACCCGGUAAAGAUUUCAAACUUUUUCCCGGAGGAGCAGAAAAAUGGGAUUGGAGAGAAUCGAAUACUUCUCAUGUCCCCGGUAUACAGCCUCAAGACGUCGAAUACUUGUUGAAGAAAAAUGCGAAAUAUAUUGUAUUGUCAACAGGCAUGGAAAAUCAAUUGAAAAUAGCGAAAGAAACAGAAGAUUUUCUUCGAGAAAAAGGCAUGCAAUUGAAUACCGAUUAUUUCGUCAAGACUACUCUCGAUGCACAUCAAUGUUAUAACGAACUUGCUAAAGACAACAAACUUGUUGGUGCUUUAAUGCAUUCAACAUGCUAA